Messenger RNA from Lotus japonicus, 1460 nucleotides. Its product is annotated as probable protein phosphatase 2C 34. The transcript is spliced from 6 exons. Gene Ontology annotation, molecular function: protein serine/threonine phosphatase activity. NCBI's taxonomy places the organism in Eukaryota, Viridiplantae, Streptophyta, Magnoliopsida, Fabales, Fabaceae. The record is from RefSeq and is a predicted model, not a curated record. The coding region runs from base 167 to 1291 and encodes 374 amino acids. Gene Ontology annotation, biological process: protein dephosphorylation.
ACAGCCACCACCUUACAUUACAAGUUGUAUAAGAAGUAAACGUCACGUUCAUAAACUAGUUGUGCUUACAAUUUAAGACCAUGGAGUGUACAUAUUCCAUAGCUUCAGAUGAAUCAUCUCUCAAUUCAUCAGGUUCUGGCUUGAGAUAGGAAUCACAGCAGCAACCAUGGUUCUUUUUCCAUCUUUUGUCAACGGGUUGGCGAGAACCGUGUCGUUGAAGAAAGAGAAGAGUCGCGGAAAGAAUGAAGGAAGAAAAGUUGUGAAAUCAUUGAUAAAGGAAGCAAGGAAAAAUGAGUUGUUACUGAGUACAUCUGGAAUUGUUAAGUCUUCCAAGGGCAACAAUUUUGCCUGUGUGUUCACUAAACAAGGCCAAAAAGGAGUCAAUCAGGAUUGCCUUAUUGUUUGGGAGGAAUUUGGUUGCCAUGAAGACAUAACCUUCUGUGGGAUUUUUGAUGGACAUGGCCCUUGGGGACACUUUGUAGCCAAAAGGGUAAGGAAACUAGUACCUGCCUCUUUGCUAUGCAAUUGGCAGGAAAAUCUGGCUGCAUCAACACAACUUGACCUGGAUUUUAAAAUGGAAGAAGACAUGAACCUUCAUAGAUUUGACACGUGGAAGCAGUCCUACAUAAAGACUUUUGCUGCAAUUGAUCAGGAUCUUAAGCAGCAGACUGGGAUUGAUUCCUUUCAAAGUGGUACAACAGCUUUGACAAUCAUCAAACAGGGUGAACAUCUCAUUCUAGCAAAUGUUGGUGAUUCUAGGGCGGUGUUGGCAACCACUUCAGAGGAUGGAACAUUAACUGCACUUCAGCUAACCACUGACUUGAAGCCAAAUUUACCAAAGGAGGCAGAGCGCAUAACACAAUCCAAAGGGCAGGUAUUUUGUUUAGAAGAUGAACCAGGAGUGUACAGGGUGUGGAUGCCAAAUGGUAGAAAAGCUGGACUUGCAAUAUCUAGAGCAUUUGGUGACUACUGUUUAAAAGACUUUGGAAUAAUCUCUGUGCCAGAAGUCACACAAAGAAACCUGAACCCCAUGGAUCAAUUUGUCAUCUUGGCAACAGAUGGGGUAUGGGAUGUUAUUUCAAACCAAGAAGCAGUUAGAAUCGUUUCUUCAACUCCAAAUAGAGAAAAAGCAGCUAAAAGGCUCGUGAAAUGUGCCACAUAUGAAUGGAAACGUAAGAGAAGAGGCAUUGCUAUUGAUGAUAUAUCAGCUGUUUGCCUCUUCUUUCGCUCUCCCUCUCCCAAGUACUCUAACCAACUUCCAACCGCUAAAGUUGUCAAAUUAGGGUGUUGAAACUGCUCAUUGGUGCUUCCUUAAAACACAAAAUGCAUUGGUGCUGAGAAUAUGCAUCAUUAGCUAUUAACUACAUUUUAUCAGUUAUAGAUGUUAGUUUAUGGGCUGUUACAGGUGAAAUAAAAUAAAAUAAGAAGUAAUGAGAUUGUGAUCACUUUUGUUCCGUUCA